AUGUAUCCUGCACUGUUACAUGUCUGCAUUGUCCGGGCCGUCAGCGAAGAAAUUGACAAGACUUUCAAUCAUACUAUUUUGAACAAGGCUGAAUUGCUGUACAUGCACGAAAGAAUCCAUGCACAAGAAGGCAUUGUAAGGAGAAGUCUCGAGCUCAGCCCACAACGACAGGCUGCGUUGGAAAAUAUAGAACGAAGGCUCGUGAAUGCACAUGAGGUAGCGUUCAGGGAUAUUGAGACUAUCAAUGAACAAGAAGGAAUAGGAAGAUUUUUGUAUCAGGGUGAUAUCGUAUUGAAAAAAUGGCAAUUGGAUGAACUUGUAGGAAACGAUGAUGAACGUCAUCGAUGGAAACGUCAAGCCUUCAGAGAUCACAAUUAUCCCUUCACAAUUUGGCCCGAUGGCGUGGUUUACUACUCCUUCCACAGCAACACUAGUGAUAAGGUACGCGAGGUUUUCGCAAAAGGAGUAUGGGAAUGGCAAAGACACACUUGUCUCAACUUCUCUGAGAGCUACACGGUGGAAGGACGUAUUGAAGUUGUAGCUGACACCGGUUGCUGGUCAUACGUAGGAAAACUACAUGGAGUGCAAGAACUUUCUUUAGGUGCGAAAUGCCAAAUGGUGAAUUUUAGUAACGAAGAUAGUACGGGAUGCACACAGGUUGGAAUCGCUACACACGAGAUUGGUCAUGCUCUUGGCUUUCUCCACACACAUUCAAGACAUGAUCGUGAUCAGUAUAUAAUGUUCGAUCUAGACGCUGUGGAACCUUCUCUCGUAGAACAGUUCAAUAAGGAACCGGCAUCAAGAAAUCAUAACUAUGGUAUUCCCUACGAUUACGGUAGCGUGAUGCACUACAACUCCAGAUGUGCCGCAAAGGAUAACAGUGCCAUGGGCGAUCGAACAAUGGUGCCUCUCACCGCUGCGUAUGUUGACACCCUAGGUUCUCAUUUUCUUUCCUUUUACGAGAAGCUCAUGAUGAACAUUCACUACAACUGCCUCGGUAGAUGCAUUUCAUCCGACUCGCCGGCAAAAUGCGAAAUGGGAGGAUUUCCAAAUCCGAGAAACUGCACGAAAUGCGUCUGUCCAAGUGGAUAUGGAGGCAGACUAUGUAAUAGAAGGCCGAAAGGGUGCGGGAGAAUACUGCAAGCUUUGACACAGGAACGAACUUUUGUUGACCGUGUGGGUCAUGAAGGAGUAACCGACUUCGAGCAAAUGGUUGACUUCGAAAAAUGCUACUACUGGAUAAAGGCUCCAAAGGGGAGAAAAAUUGAGAUUAAAACACAAAAGGAUCAGCGAGCAACAGGAUACAGGCGAGAUCGUAACACAUGA
Molecule: messenger RNA, 1326 nt
Organism: Cylicocyclus nassatus
Lineage: Eukaryota; Metazoa; Nematoda; Chromadorea; Rhabditida; Strongylidae
Source: the annotation of a GenBank genome assembly